Messenger RNA from Colletotrichum higginsianum IMI 349063, 2856 nucleotides. RefSeq names its product SAM domain-containing protein. The record is from RefSeq and is a predicted model, not a curated record. NCBI's taxonomy places the organism in Eukaryota, Fungi, Ascomycota, Sordariomycetes, Glomerellales, Glomerellaceae. Gene Ontology annotation, biological process: actin cytoskeleton organization. Gene Ontology annotation, cellular component: plasma membrane. The coding region runs from base 1 to 2856 and encodes 951 amino acids. Gene Ontology annotation, molecular function: protein binding. The transcript has 3 exons.
AUGGCUGCUCAGAAGCCAGAAGUUGGCGAAAUUCUCUUGGUUGUCCACGACUUUAUCGCUCGCAGCUCGGACGAAUUGAGUUUGACAAAAGGCGACCGAGUUGAGCUGAUCGAGCGAGAUGAUGAAUUUGGCGAUGGCUGGUUUUUGGGCAAACACAUGGUGAAUGGGAAUAGCGGCCUGUUUCCCGAAGUCUACACCAGGCCACCCCCCAAGACCGCUCCGACGAACAACUUCUCGAAGCCACUGGCAACGCUGCCCGAAGUGGCCAAUGAAUCUAAACAAACAAACACGACGGAUACCGCCGGCCCCGGCGACGAGAUUACUGCCCCCGCCGCUCCACCAGCUCCUACGCCGCCAGCCGUCUCGCCCGCUCCCGUUACCCUGCCGUUGAACAGCAUCAAGCAGGAGACCGCCCCGGCCGAAAGUGCGCCGCCAGCCACGAACCCGCCGCCUUCGGCCGCCCUAGGACGUCUCAACACGAACCAGGACUAUGUACUGAACGAGACCCUUAACGUAAUCGACGAGCACAUCACCGAUCUGCGCUCUACGCCCAGCAAUGGCGCAAUACGAGCCCCCCCCACCGAUUCCGGCAGCGAGUACAGCGCCCAGCUCGAUCAUCGAAUGUCCUACAUUCAUGGUGAAGAGACGGACGAGGAGGAGGAAGGCAUGCACAGCCGCUCCGAGGUGGAGGCCUGGUCGCCUGAUCAAGUUGCCGAGUACCUCUUCACGGUCGGCGUUGAGAAGUCUCACUGCGAGGUCUUCCGAGACCAGGAGAUCACCGGCGAGGUUCUCCUGGGUAUGGACCAGAGUUCCCUUUUUAUCAAAGCAUUCGAACUAGGGUCUGUCGGCAGACGGCUCAAGACAUGGCAGAAGAUCAAGUCUCUUCAGGAUGAGUGCAAUAACCUGGGUAUGGCGACCAGAAGGACCACCCAGACAUACGGAAGCGACGUUGGAUCAGAAGAUGCGAGGCGGUCUCGUAGCCGGGCCGACACCCUGACCGGCUCCAUGCCCAGAAUGACGCCCGUGGACGACAGGGCCAUGUCAUUUUCCAGCAAGCGCCUAUCCUUCUCCCAAACGCCCAAGUUGGACACUGCCUCCAUCGCCUCGCCAGUCUCCCCGAUUGUGGACAGUCCGACCCGACCAACCCAUAUGAAACGGCCUUCGGCUGCUUCUGUCAGGGAUCUGCACCACUCCCGUAGGCACUCGUCCUCCACCGACUUCCGUUUGACGGGAGCGCCCGCACAUAGCGCAGUGACACCGAAACUGGCCACGAAUGGAACGUUUCCUCUGACAGAUGGCGCUCAUAAAAAGCAGCCCUCGUUCGACAGGAACUGGACCCUCGGCAGCGCCUCCACCAGACCCCUUUCGUCCACCGGACUCCAAGACGUCAUGCAGCAGUCGGGCCUACACGCACCGGAGUCCGCCAUUGACACUGACCGAGGCUACUUUAGUGGAACCGAGGUCGACGGUCGACGCCGCAACGUGCUUAGAAAGCGCGACAGCACCGCCAGCCACACUAAGAAGACCAGCUACGCCGACGAGCAGAGAGUGCGCAGUGCGACUGCUAUCUCGAGGCACUCGAGGCUUGGAAGUGUCGAUUCGAACCGUGACAGUGUUGCGUCGCCGGCGGCGCAAAAGUACUACGGUGUGCAAUCCACCGCCCACAGAAGAACUGCAUCCACAAGCACCACUCAGUCGACACGGCCAGUGCCCCCCGUCAAGGAUGUCGGGGCACCCAGCGUCACGAAGUUGGAAGGCAGGGCCCGGGCCUCACCAGUGCCAGAGUCGCCAGCAUCACGCCAAGGCGUUCAUGCUGAGUGGCUUUCGGCUGUCGUGAAGCCGUCGGUAAAGGUCACCGGAUUACGAGCCAUUUCCGAUUCGGUAUCAGGAGACCGCAACAAGAUGGCCUCACCAGUCGACCCUUCCCUCAGGGACUCGCCUCUGCCAUCGCCCGCUAGAACCGGGUCGAGUACGCCUUCCGCCGGCCCGAGCUUCGAACUCGACUCGCCCGACACAGCAAAGAGCCCCAGUACCGCGACGACUGUGGCGAGCAAGGGCAGCAGAAAGAAGGGCAAGAAGGAGACGAGUGCCUACCAGCGCGGCCUGCUCAAGAUCAAGCCGGCAGAUGCCGUGAAGGAUGCUGACUACAGCGGAUGGAUGAGAAAGAAGAGCUCCAACCUCAUGACAACGUGGAAACCCCGCCUGUUUGUGCUCAAGGGCCGUCGGUUGGCAUACUACUAUUCGGAGAACGACCAGGAGGAGAAGGGACUCAUCGAUAUUUCCUUUCAUCGUGUUCUCCCAGCCGACAACGAACAGCUGACUGGUCUCCAUGCCAAGCUUACUGGCGCUGGGAUGGCUACGGGCCGCGACACGGACUCCUCGGGGGACAAGGGAGAUGACACCAUGUUCAUCUUCAAGCUUGUUCCGCCACGCGCAGGCCUGUCCCGUGCCGUCAACUUUACCAAGCCAACCGUUCAUUAUUUUGCAGUCCCCAACCUCAAGUCAGGAAGACUGUGGAUGGCAGCCCUGAUGAAGGCGACCAUUGACCGAGAUGAUACCCAGGCGAUAACAACGACGUAUCAGCAAAAGACCAUUUCCCUUGCCAAGGCCAGACAGAUGCGACACCGUCCUCCUGCGCUGAUGAACCCAGAAGAGGCUCAAGAAGACCAGAAGCGGAGGGCGGAGGAGGCGAAGAAGAACGCGGACUCCCUUGGCAUUACAUUCGGCGAGACCGACAGUGGGGUUUCCGGCAUGGAGAAGCCAAACUUCCCCAAGGUCGAGAGUGCAAACCCCCGGAAGUUGGCUUUUGAGUCGGAGAACGAUGGCUCAACUGGGGCGCCGCCACAGAGCGCUUAG